UCUCGCAGCAUUUCGGCAGUUCUGCUUUUGGAGUUUUCACAUACACACGUUAACCGGAUUCCUCGUCUCUAUACACAACAGAAUUUAUACAAGAUGUUGAAGUUCUCUGGUAUCGGUAUUGCUCUUCUGGGACUUGUCCUCGCUAUUGACGGACAGAUGGGAAUACGUGAUGCCCGGUGUGAUAAUCUGCUGGACGGCACAGGGAACGUGAUGGCUAACGGCAAGGCUUGCAGAGAGUUCCUCCUGUGCUGGAACUACUAUAUCUACGGCCCUUUGCCCUGCGCUGGUGACACAUUGUUCAACUCAACAAGCGGCAAUUGUGAUGCAACGCAAUGCUCCGAUGACAGACAAGGACCUUUGGACGGGUGUGCUUUCACGGGUGCUCUACCGGAGGACUGCAGCCGAUUCGUCACCUGUGCCAACGGUUUGGAAUGGCAGUACCAAUGCGGCAAGGGAACCUACUACAGCAACAGGCUGCUCGUGUGCGUCAGCCCCUUAGAGUACCCGGAAAUCCCAGCAAUACAGGGAUGUGCCUACUUUCCAUUAUAACUUCAGUAACUACACCAGCUGCAUCUACAACUGCAGCAACUGCAUCUACAUCAGAUACACCUUCAGCGCUUGCAACAAUCUCGCCCUGACUAGCUGACGGCUAUCUCACGGGAAAGAAGUCAUUCAGAAAAGUUGAGAUAUAUUUUUUAAAAUUGCAUUGUACUGAUAUGUUUCACAAACAUGAAAACAACCCGAGAGAACGAAUAACAAUUUAAAUCAAUAUUCCUCAAUUGUUUUAUUGCUUUGACAUUAAUUGUACCACUGCUAUUGAAAAAAGUUGAAUUACUUUGCA
Haliotis rufescens (red abalone) is the source of this 841-nucleotide messenger RNA. RefSeq lists its product as uncharacterized. Gene Ontology annotation, molecular function: chitin binding. Gene Ontology annotation, cellular component: extracellular region. The record is from RefSeq and is a predicted model, not a curated record. The transcript has 3 exons. NCBI's taxonomy places the organism in Eukaryota, Metazoa, Mollusca, Gastropoda, Lepetellida, Haliotidae. The coding region runs from base 94 to 549 and encodes 151 amino acids.